CCCUAUGUAGGAAAUGUCAUUCUGAGCAUUGUGACAAGUGGCGUUUGCCGGCUCUGGUUUUCGCGGCCUUGCUUUAACUAUCUCUUGGAUUGUAAUGUGGACUGCGCGACUACCGGUAGGGCCGCCAAAAGAAAGAGCGCAAGGGAGUAGUAGAAACAACAGCGAGGAAUCGUGUGAUUUGACUGACAAAACCGUUUACGCUCUCUGAAGACUUUAGAUCGCUCACUGGCCUCUUUUCCGAAAAAAAAGGGAAAAUAAAUUCGCGUAGCCACCGAUCAACCAAACGUGCCCACAACCCCCUCCCCUCUCCCAUCCACACCCCCACCCCGGGAGGAGGAGCGGCUAGCGGGGGGAAUCCAACAUGGCGGAGCACGCAUCCCUGGAUAACAAGCACAAAGCGGCAAGCGCCAACUCCGGGGCCUCCUCCCCCGCUCUAAGCUCCGGCCGCUCGGGAUCCGCUAACAGCAGUAACGUGCACUCCCCGCCGGGUCAUGGCGGGCUGUCUGGAGGUUUGUCUCAGCCGGCUGGCUGGCAGUCACUGCUCUCCUUUACUAUCCUGUUCCUGGCUUGGCUGGCCGGCUUCAGCUCCAGGCUUUUUGCCGUCAUCCGCUUCGAGAGCAUCAUUCACGAGUUCGACCCCUGGUUUAACUACAGAUCAACACAUCACCUAGCAUCCCAUGGAUUUUACGAAUUUUUAAAUUGGUUUGAUGAACGAGCAUGGUAUCCACUUGGAAGGAUAGUAGGUGGAACGGUAUAUCCUGGAUUAAUGGUGACUGCUGGCCUUUUCCAUUGGAUUUUAAAUAUGCUCAACAUAACGGUUCAUAUAAGAGAUGUGUGUGUGUUCCUAGCACCAGUUUUCAGCGGCCUUACAUCAAUUUCAACUUUUCUGCUCACUCGAGAACUGUGGAACCAGGGAGCAGGGCUUCUAGCUGCCUGCUUCAUUGCAAUAGUGCCAGGCUACAUAUCCCGAUCAGUAGCUGGAUCCUUUGACAAUGAAGGCAUUGCUAUUUUUGCACUGCAGUUUACAUAUUAUUUGUGGGUAAGUAGUUGGAUUUUUCUCUUCCCUGUAGCCUUUCUCCACGCUUUAGCAGAGAAACAGUACGCAAAAAUUCACAUACCAAUUAUUGCUUCUGUGUCUGAACAUCAACCGACUACAUGGGUUUCCUUCUUUUUCGAUCUUCACAUACUAGUUUGUACAUUUCCGGCUGGUCUUUGGUUCUGCAUUAAAAAUAUCAACGAUGAGCGAGUUUUUGUUGCUUUAUACGCAAUCAGCGCAGUUUACUUUGCUGGUGUGAUGGUUCGUCUGAUGCUGACCUUAACUCCUGUGGUCUGUAUGCUGUCUGCCAUUGCUUUCUCCAAUGUGUUUGAACACUAUCUUGGGGACGAUAUGAAGAGGGAAAAUCCACCAGUAGAGGACAGCAGUGAUGAAGAUGACAAGAAAAACCAACAAAAUCUCUAUGAUAAGGCUGGAAAAGUAAGAAAGCAUGUGUCUGAUCAGGAGAAGACUGAAGAAGGCUUAGGUCCAAACAUUAAGAGCAUAGUUACAAUGCUUAUGCUAAUGCUGCUGAUGAUGUUUGCUGUGCACUGCACCUGGGUAACCAGCAAUGCUUAUUCCAGCCCCAGUGUGGUAUUGGCAUCAUACAAUCAUGAUGGGACACGAAACAUUUUAGAUGAUUUCAGAGAAGCUUAUUACUGGUUAAGACAAAACACAGAUGAACAUGCCCGUGUAAUGUCCUGGUGGGAUUAUGGUUACCAAAUAGCAGGAAUGGCUAAUCGGACAACUUUAGUAGACAACAAUACGUGGAAUAAUAGCCAUAUUGCUUUGGUUGGCAAAGCUAUGUCUUCAAAUGAAACAGCUGCAUAUGAAAUCAUGCGAAGCUUGGAUGUGGAUUAUGUGUUGAUCAUCUUUGGCGGUGUAAUUGGCUAUUCUGGAGAUGAUAUAAAUAAAUUUCUUUGGAUGGUACGGAUAGCAGAAGGAGAACACCCAAAGGAUAUUAGGGAGAGUGAUUACUUCACACCACAAGGAGAGUUUCGUGUGGACAAAGCAGGAUCUCCAACGCUGCUUAACUGUCUCAUGUAUAAAAUGUCUUAUUAUCGAUUUGGUGAAAUGCAGACAUCAAAGAGGAAGCGUGGCUACGUGAAGAAUAAGUUAACUCUGAAGAAAGGCAAGAAACCCAGCAAGAAGACAGUUUAAAUAAACUGAUCUCAAAGGAAGGAAUUGUCCUCGAGAUAACCAGUCUUGCCUUUUAGGUGAACUCCAUGUUUCACACCAACAUGAGGGUACAGAACCAUCUUUUGGUCCAGAAUAUUGUACAAAUUUUUCAGGCAAUGUCUGAUUUCAAAAAAUAUAUAUAUAUUGGCUUAUUAAGAACAGCUGUUUUAGAUUUGUAAUGUGAAGCCAGACAGAGCUGCUGUCCAAGAAUAGCAGCAGAAUUUCUUUUGGUAAAUCUUUUUUUUUUUUUUUCCAGUCUGUUGACAAUUUGGACUAAUUGCACCAAAGAGCCCUCUAAUUUGGUCAUUGGCACAUGCAUACUUGUCAAUUUUUUUAUUUGAAUAUUUUUUAUUAUUUUUUUUGUAUACCAUACCGCUUCUUUUUUUUUUUUUUUCCUGGUAACCACAAAAGAAUACACAUCGGAGGACUUUGCAAAAACACAGUGACCCCGUCUUACGCCUUUAAAAUGUAUAACAAUUAGGAUAUAAAAGCAUGAGUGUCUGACUUUAAACAAUAAAGUACAAAUUGCUCUGUCAAACUGUUUUUUAUUUUCAGAACAAUGCUACAUACACAGAGUGUCACUGUUCUUUGGUCUUUUGUCAAGAAUGUGGGUGUAUUCUGUAAUUGCUGCUGCAUAUAUCGUUUUUAAUUGGAACAAGUUAGAACAAACUGCAUUGAAUCAUGAUGGUGAUAAUGAUAAUGUUCAUCCGGAGACACUUUUAACUAUUCUUAUUUUGAAGAAGCCUAACAUAUUGCUAAUAUAAGAUAUCCGUACCAAUGCACUGCAUAUGCACAUUGGUAUUAUCGUGUGUUUAUAUUUUUAUAUCAUUUGAUUUUAGGCUUGCAGUGUAAAUUCUUGGGCCUCUUCUGAACAUUCUCUGUUGAACAUGGUUUGUGCCAUGAAAUGAGAGCCAAGACGUGCAAAAUUUAGAAUGGAUGUUCUGACUUAAGACGUAAAAAAAAAAAAUUGACAAGUAUACAAAUUUCCACUUGUUCUGUGACUGAGAGAGAAACACUAUAGAGGAUAUUUGAAAUCCAGCAUGGGUUUCUGGAAAUAUAACAUAAUACUUUUUUAUGGUUUUUUUUGUUUUGUUUUGUUGUUUUUUAGGUUGUUUUAAAUGAUUUUGAAAUUUGUUCUAGUGAUGUUUUGGCUUAAUUGGGAAUCUUAUGUUUUUGUAGAAAAUAAAUUGACAAUUCUGUCAAAUGCACUAAAAUGUAAAUGGGGUUGACCAUUUGGGUGGAUCUAUAUUAAUUGUCUGGCUAUACACAUUCUUCAGACUUGAAUUUUUCUUUUGAUUUUACUUGACACAUGUCAAUACUCUUUCAUGUGUAAUUCAAAUGCAACUAUCCCACAUGCAAGUAUUGAAGAAGCAAGAUGUAACUUAAGAUUCAUUUUAUACUAUACAAAAGUUCAGGAAUAGGUUACAUCUUCCUAGAAAAACAUAACUAUACAUUUGUUUUUCUUUUUCUGUAUUUUAUGCUUUUUUAAACAUUUAGUUACAGACCACAAAACUGCAUCAUUGUCAAGCCUUCAAGUGGCUCUGACACAAAUCACUCUGGGGUUCUGUUUAUUUUGUUGGCUUAAAAAUGUUGUUUACUGUAGGGAAAUAAAGUUUAAGGUUUUCUUUUAAGAGUCCUGUUUUUCUUAUCAAAUUAUUCAACAGCCAUUUUUUAAAAAAAAAAUACACAUCUGUCAUAGCAGCCAUUGUUGGGGAAUAAUAGCUCUUUGGGGUAGAUUUUUGGUAUAGUCAAAAUAAACCAGUUAUUUUCAAGAUGUUUAUUGAAGAAAUAACAUGAGCAGAUUUGCAGUAAAACUGGAAAAUCUUUACUUUCAAAUAAAAUUAAAAAAAAUUCAA
Molecule: messenger RNA, 4068 nt
Organism: Bombina bombina (fire-bellied toad)
Lineage: Eukaryota; Metazoa; Chordata; Amphibia; Anura; Bombinatoridae
Gene: STT3B
Product: STT3 oligosaccharyltransferase complex catalytic subunit B
Exons: 10
Coding region: 362-2194 (610 amino acids)
Biological process (GO): post-translational protein modification
Cellular component (GO): membrane
Molecular function (GO): dolichyl-diphosphooligosaccharide-protein glycotransferase activity
Source: RefSeq, a predicted model, not a curated record